CGCAGUCGGAUGAGCGAAGAAGAGCUACGCAUGCGCACUGUGUAAUCGCGUCUGAAGACAACAUGGAGGUGUUUGUCAGCGCUCCGAGUUUCAGCUUUUCUCCCUGGAUGUUUCCAGACGAGUCUGUGGUCGGAGACCUGCUGAACCGGUUCACACAGACGCAGGGAGUUUCUUCUCCAGAGGAUUUCUACGUCAUCAGAAAUGGCCGACUGUCUUGUGUGGAUGACCCGCUGCAGCAGGGAGCUGUCUAUCACCUGCAGCCGCGCCUCUGGGGGGGGAAAGGAGGGUUCGGCUCCAUGCUGCGAGCUCUGGGCGCUCAGAUCGAGAAGACGACUAACCGCGAGGCGUGCAGAGAUCUGAGCGGGCGACGCCUCCGAGACGUCAACCAUGAGAAGGAGAUGGCGGAGUGGCUGAAGAAGCAGUCGGAGCGCGAGGCUGAGAAGGAGCAGCGCCGUCUGGAGCGCCUGCAGAGGAAACUGAGUGAACCCAAACACCAGUUCACUGAUCCAGAGUACCAGCAGCAGUGUCACGACCUGUCAGAGAGGCUGGAGGACUCCGUCAUCAAAGGUCUGCAGGCGUCCUCCAGCGGUCAGGUGAAGGCCGUUGACGUCUCUGCAACAAAGAGACCAAACUCAGAUCAGAGUGAGCAGCCACACGCGAAGAAGAAGAAAGCAGCGGCGACGUCAGCAGCGUGUUUCUGGACAGGGGUCGACCAGCUGCUGAGCUCAGAGGAAGACGAUGAUGAAGAUGAGGACGACGAUGAGUGUCCAUCCACAUCGUCUUCUGGCUGUGGAGUCGCUGCUGCUGUUACCAUGACGACACAGACAGAGGAGGCGGAGCCUGAGCAGAGCAGCAGCUCGUCUGACUGCAGCUCCUCAUCAGCUGAUCACACCACCAGACCCUCAGAGGAUCAGAGACCUCCAGAGGAGUCCAGAGACCAGACCACCAGACCCUCAGAGGAUCAGAGACCUCCAGAGGAGUCCAGAGACCAGACCACCAGACCCUCAGAGGAUCAGAGACCUCCAGAGGAGUCCAGAGACCAGACCACCAGACCCUCAGAGGAUCAGAGACCUCCAGAGGAGUCCAGCUGUUCAUCUCAGCAGCAGCAGCAGCAGCAGCAGCAGCAGCAGCAGCAGCAGCAGCAGGGCCGGUCUCUGCUGGAUCUGUCCUCAGUGUCAUCUGUAGACCAGCUCCAGUCUCUGGGUCUGGAUGUGCUGAAGGAGGAACUGAUGUCUCGAGGUUUGAAGUGCGGGGGAACGCUCACAGAACGUGCUGCCCGACUCUUCUCCAUCAGAGGACUGGCACCAGAUCAGAUCGACCCGGCGCUGCUUGCCAAACCGGCCAAGCCUAAGAGGAAGUGAAGAGGUCAGAGGUCACGGCUGAUCUGAGCAGUCCCACAUCUUCCCAUCGCAGCCAGAUCGGUUGUUGAAAUGUUGACCUUUUCCUUUUGUCCAGGACGGCUCACCGCUCUGAGGAGGACUGUGAGCUGGAUGUGAGACUUUCUGAAAAUUAGUCUUUAGAUUGUUAUAAGUUUGAGCUGCAGGUCAUUAACAUCUGUUGGUUUGUCCAAUCAGGAAGCAGGAUUUUCCAUGCGCUUUAGAGAGGCGGAGUCCCGCCACUUCUGGUGUUCCCCGAUUUUUAAAAAAAAUGGCUGACGUAAUUUUGCAGCUAGCCCUGAUGUUAGCAUCAGCCCAGUUCCCUCUGUGGAACUUUUCUUUAGAUUUCUGAUGAUUGCAGAAAAUAAUCUAACCCAAGUUUUGUGAUAUUUACAUGUUUUUCUUUUCAACAAGAUAAUCGUCAUGACACAAUGUAAUCAGGACCAAAAUAUGUUUCAUCUCUGUUUCUGCUGGACCGCGGUGGGACGUCACUUCUUCAGAACGUCUGCGGUUCUUCUUCUGCUCAGUUCCGUUAAAGAAAAUCUCUUCAUUUUAAAUAUUAAAAAUACUUCAUGUGAAUUGAGUUUGUGCUUAAAUGAAUGAAUGUUUUAAUUAAAACGUCUGAAACAAAGAGUCA
Acanthopagrus latus (yellowfin seabream) is the source of this 2013-nucleotide messenger RNA. It is a transcript of the gene sde2, whose product is annotated as SDE2 telomere maintenance homolog (S. pombe). Lineage: Eukaryota; Metazoa; Chordata; Actinopteri; Spariformes; Sparidae. Gene Ontology annotation, cellular component: nucleus. The transcript is spliced from 8 exons. Bases 63 to 1361 code for a protein of 432 amino acids. The record is from RefSeq and is a predicted model, not a curated record.